UUUUUCCCGCCUGUCUUUCUUUUGUUUAUGUGUGUGUUGUUUUUGUCAUUUGUAUUGAUUUGGUCGAGUUUGUAGGUUGGGUGAAUUGAAUUGAGUUUAAGGCAAAUUCAAGCCAAAUAUCUCAUCGAUUCCCCUUUAGACGAUUCUAAUUCAUUUGAUAGGCAUCCCUAAACAGAAGCCAUCAUGCCCAGAGUCAAAAGUUCUCCCUCUAAAUGCGUUAAAACUAAAUCUGGACAAUAUGUGAGCACUUGGUAUUUUCUUGUCAAAGGCAAGUUGAUCGACCACAGUGGACAUCCUCUUGAUAUAGUGAAACUUCGUCACCCAGCUACUGGCGAAUCCUCCAUGUUCCUAUUUAGCCCUAAAGAAGAGUCCAUUCAGGAGGUCCUUACUUUCUCAGAAAAUAAACGUUCGUGGUUUGUGAAUGACACAGUCAAUGAAGAUGGAAAACUACUUCUAUCCACUCCAUUUGAUCCUCUUUUCUUGGUUGUUCCAUACUUGGCCAAGGCUACAGCUACAGUGCCUCUUGACCAGUUGUUACAAGAUGAUCAGUUUCCUCAAAAUAAAAGACUGCUACAAUGUGCUGGCAUGAAACACUUGUCAGAAAUUGCAGAUCGUAAGGGUGAUCCAGAUAUCAAUGCUUACAAGUUCAAUGAGGAAAAACUAAUGAUUUGGCUUGAGAAAAAAAUAGAAAGGCUUACAAAAGUUCUUCAAACAAAGAAUGUUAAUGUUACGGGAGGGUCUGUGUCGGCUACAUUUGUACAAAGUUCUACUGGACAAGCUCCCAAAGAGGCCUACUUGAAAUAUGCUCAUGGAAUAAUGUCAGAAUUCCUGCCGGAGGACCUGGGCUUGAAAUUCUAUCACCAUCUUAAACUUCCACCUGAAGAGGCACCUGGCAUGAAAAGAAAAUCAGUAGUGACACCUGACCAAAAGGAUCCAAAAAAGAUGAAAUUAGAUGAUGGAAAUAACGAUCCAGCCUUAAUUCCAGUUGAUGAUUCUCCUGAAACCCAGAAAGCAGAGAAACACGUUGAAAAAUUGUCAUCCAAAGACAAGGCUCGACAGAAAGCUGCACAGGGGUCCAAAAGUAUAACAUCCUUCUUCAAGAAGUCAUAGUAACAUCUUUUGCCAGUCACGAAAUCUGUUUUCACUUGUACUGGAAGGCAAAUAGGACUCUUACACCCCUAAAAUUUUCUGUCUUUGUCACAUGAGUUUGUUAAUUUUUUGUUGCAAUAAACUAUGAGGCUUUUCAGCCUCCCAUCCCCUGUUGAACCUCUCGGUUCUCUACUAUCCCUCAUAUGUUUCCUUUGUCAUUAAAAUAUUUAUAUGCAUAAAUAAACAGUUAUUGAUAUAUAGUUAUUAUGUACUUGCUUACUAAAUUGCAAGUCAGUGCUUAAAUUUGACAUGGUUGGCAAUACAAGUUUAUCAUUUAAUUAUACUUUCUCCUACUAAAUUGUCCACUCAUGACUGUUUGCAUUAUUUUAUUCUUCCUUGUCAUGAUACAGGAAGCCCAUCAUGAUUUCCUUGUCAAAAUAAUUGACUGCCAGAUUAUAGGACAUUAUGUGGCUGUGAAAUUUAGGCAUGAAGUAGAGCCAUUGGUUAUUCAUGUUUGUAUCCCCUUUAUAUGCAUAAUUGGAUUUUGUGAAUUUUUAUCUGUCAAUGUAUGAAAGAGCAAAGCCAUUCUAGAUGACUGUGAUUCAAACAAACUGUUUCCUUGUUAUAACUGAAACUCGUAACAAAAUUGCUGUCCAAGGGUUAGUUUAAAAGUGUAUCCUGUUUUGAUCCUUCUAAUUUCUACAUCUUGGGCAGAAUUGUGUCAAUAAACUAUAUCACUCAAACUGAG
This is a messenger RNA of Thrips palmi, 1837 nucleotides long. Its product is annotated as ribonuclease H2 subunit B. NCBI's taxonomy places the organism in Eukaryota, Metazoa, Arthropoda, Insecta, Thysanoptera, Thripidae. Gene Ontology annotation, cellular component: nucleoplasm; ribonuclease H2 complex. The record is from RefSeq and is a predicted model, not a curated record. The transcript is spliced from 6 exons. Bases 184 to 1110 code for a protein of 308 amino acids. Gene Ontology annotation, biological process: RNA catabolic process; ribonucleotide metabolic process.